Molecule: messenger RNA, 1671 nt
Organism: Scomber japonicus (chub mackerel)
Lineage: Eukaryota; Metazoa; Chordata; Actinopteri; Scombriformes; Scombridae
Product: bile salt-activated lipase-like
Exons: 11
Coding region: 1-1671 (556 amino acids)
Biological process (GO): synaptic vesicle endocytosis; postsynaptic membrane assembly; modulation of chemical synaptic transmission
Cellular component (GO): cell surface; synapse; postsynaptic specialization membrane
Molecular function (GO): neurexin family protein binding; signaling receptor activity; sterol ester esterase activity
Source: RefSeq, a predicted model, not a curated record
AUGAUGGCGAAACUAGGGAUUUUGGUCGCUUUCGUUGUGUUUCUGGAGACGGUCUCUGCGACCUCUCUUGGGGUGGUGUACACAGAGGGAGGCAUGGUGGAGGGGGAGAACAUUCGCCUUGGGUUCCGCCGUCACAUGGAUGUCUUCAGGGGAAUUCCCUUUGCUGAUAUUCCUGGAAGAUUUGAGAAACCUAAGCGUCACCCUGGCUGGGAUGGUGUUCUGAGGGCCACUGAGUACAGGAAGAGAUGUCUUCAGGUGAACCUACUCAUGACUGACACCAGAGGCAGUGAGGACUGUCUUUACCUUAACAUCUGGGUUCCUCAUGGCCGCUCAGUAUCCACUAAUCUGCCAGUCAUGGUCUGGAUCUAUGGAGGAGGCUACUUGACUGGAGGCUCAAUGGGUGCUAACUUCUUGGACAACUACCUGUACAGUGGGCAGGAGGUUGCAGACAGAGGAAAUGUUAUCGUGGUGACACUGGGAUACCGUGUAGGAACUCUGGGUUUCCUGAGCACUGGAGAUGCUGGCUUGCCAGGAAACUAUGGUCUGUGGGACCAGCAAGCUGCCAUCGCCUGGGUGAACAGGAACAUCCGCUCUUUUGGAGGAGACCCUGACAACAUUACCGUCUUUGGAGAGUCUGCAGGUGCAGCUAGUGUCAGCUUCCAGACUCUCACUCCCCACAACAAAGGUCUAUUCAAGAGAGCCAUCUCCCAGAGUGGAGUUGCCCUUUGCCCCUGGGGUGUCAUCAAGAACCCUCGCAAGAUUGCUGAAGAGGUUGCUCUGAAGGUCAACUGCCCAACUGAUGACCGUAUGGCUGCCUGUUUGAAAAUGACAGACCCUGUGCUCCUUACAAUGGCUGGUACCCUCAAAAUCGCCAGUUCACCUGAUGCCCCCAUUGUAAACAACCUGAUCCUGUCAGCUGUAAUUGAUGGGGACUUCCUGCCUGAUGAACCCUACAACUUGUUCCACAAUGCGGCCGAAAUUGACUACAUUGCUGGAGUCAAUGACAUGGACGGACACCUCUUUACUGGUCUUGACGUUCCUUCAAUCAAUUCCCAACUGGUGGAUACAUCUAUUGAUGAUGUGAAGAGGCUCCUGGCCACAUACACUAAAGAGAAGGGCAAGGCUGGUAUGGAUGAGGCCUUCUCCACAUAUACGUCAACAUGGGGCACAAAUCCCAGCAGGGAGAUCAUUAAGAAAACAGUUGUGGAGAUUGGAACAGACUACAUCUUCUUGAUUCCUACACAGACUGCCCUUUACCUUCAUGCUACCCAUGCCACAACUGGUCGCACCUAUUCCUACCUAUUCUCCGAGCCCAACCGUAUGGGUGGUCUUACCUUGCCCUACCCCAGUUGGAUGGGAGCCGACCACGCCGAUGACCUGCAGUAUAUGUUUGGAAAGCCUUUCACUACACCACUGGCAUACUGGCCUCGCCACCGUGAUGUCUCCGGAUACAUGAUCGCCUACUGGACCAACUUUGCCAGAACUGGAGAUCCCAACAAAGGUGAGCUGAAUGUGCCCGCUACAUGGCCCAGAUUCACCACCACUGGACACCAGUACCUGGAGAUCAAUUCCAAGAUGGACAAGAGCUAUGUUAGACAGAAGAUGAGGACACGCUAUUUGCACUUUUGGACCAGCACCCUGCCCAGCCUUCCCACAGUGAUCUCAGAAUAA